Molecule: messenger RNA, 810 nt
Organism: Leptonychotes weddellii (Weddell seal)
Lineage: Eukaryota; Metazoa; Chordata; Mammalia; Carnivora; Phocidae
Source: RefSeq, a predicted model, not a curated record
UCCUCUCCCUGCCUUGUCCUUCUCUGAGACACUGCACCCGGGGCUGCGGCUGCCGGGGACCCAGGGCUUGGGCCCCUCACCAUGCAUUGCCUGUGGAGCUGGGUGAUGGCCAAGGCUGCAAGGGGCACAGGGACCCCACCACCUGUGGUCCUGCAAGAGAUAGGAAGCCUGGACCAGCCCAGGCUGGAGGGUUGCAAGGAGAUCCUCAGCGAGCUCACGCUGGAUGCCCUGCUGGACAUGAACGAGGUCAAGGUGAAGGAGACGCUUCGGCGCUACGGGGCCAAUGCCGAGGAGUGUAGCCGCCUGCAGUACGCCCUUGCCUGCCUGCGGAAAGUGACAGGUCUGGGAGGAGAGCACAAAGAGGACUCGGGCUGGAGUUCAUUGGAUGCCCGGCGGGAAAGCGGCUCAGGGCCUUCCGCGGACGCCCUCUCGCCGGCCAGCCUGCCUUGGCCCCCAGGGGGCGCCCAGCUGGGCAGAAUGGGCGGCAGCACCCAGGGCCCACGCUCCGUGUCUGUGUCCGCUCUGCCCACCUCGGACUCCCCGAUCCCCGGCCCCUGUGAGGGCCUCUCGGACACCUGUAUCCUCCUGCACACCAGUGGCCGGCUGACCCCCCGGGCCCUGCACAGCUUCAUCACCCCCCCGACCACGCCCCAGCUGCGAAGGCACACCAAGCUGAAACCGCCGCGGACGCCGCCCCCACCCAGCCGCAAGGUUUUUCAGCUGCUGCCCAGCUUCCCCACGCUCACCCGGAGCAAGUCCCACGAGUCUCAGCUGGGGAACCGCAUUGACGAGGUCUCCCCGAUGAGGUGA